UGGUGCAAAUGAAAGUGACAACAGGUGCACCAGAGAGGCAACAGCAAGACAACCACCAAAAAGGAAAUGGUAUUGCAGCUUGAGGAUGUGAAGAUGGAGCCUUGUUCGGCAGAGACGGGUGAAGAGACGUCCGGCUCUGUGGGGAACAUCAACCCAAAGGAUGAAGAGGAAGGAUCUAAGAUAAUUAUAAAAGAAGAACCUGAAGAUGAUGAUGAUGAUGAAGAUUAUCUCUGUGCAGGAACGUCCGGCUCUGUGAGACACGUCGCAGUGGAUGAACCAAAUGAAGAAAUCUUGAAAAUAACUGUAAAAGAGGAAGAUGAGGAUGAAGACUGCCUCUUCUGUGAGGUCUGCAAAUGCUUCUACAUCGACCAGUGUGAGGUUCACGGUCCAGCUCUCUUCAUUCCCGAUACCCCCGUUCCCAUGGGAGGUCCUGACAGAGCCAGACGAACCCUUCCACCUGGUCUAGAGGUUCGGGAGUCCAGUAUUCCCGAUGCAGGCCUGGGUGUGUUUAAUACGGGGGAGGCUAUACCAGUUGGGGCACACUUCGGACCCUAUCAGGGAGACCCGGUCGAGCGAGAGGAAGCCAUGAACAGUGGUUACUCCUGGGUGAUAUGCAAACGUGGACAGAAUGAAGAAUACAUCGAUGCUCAGAGAAAGAUAAAUGCAAACUGGAUGAGGUAUGUGAACUGUGCUCGCAACGAUGAUGAGCAGAAUCUGCUAGCGUUCCAGUAUCGUGGGGGGAUUUACUACCGUUCCUGUCGACCCAUAGGACCAGGACAGGAGCUGCUGGUGUGGUAUGAGGAGGAGUAUGCCAGAGAUCUCAGCAUGACGUUCGACCACAUGUGGAACAAAAAGUGCUCCACAAAGGGAGGGAAUGACCGCCUCUUAGAAGUAUUUUCCUGCCCGCUGUGCCCACUUUCCUACACAUCAGAAAUGUACCUUCGCAAACACACAAUGAGAUGCCACAGGGACGAAUACGGGAUACUGCAAACCUCAGAAGAGCUCGACCAUGAGGACCCAAAGCUGCCAAGAAGCUCAAGCAGUCAGCAAGUUACUUCUGUCCACUACAAACGAAUGAAGAAAGGAAUUUACCACUGCAUAGACUGUGGCAAGACUUUCACCUACCACAGCAAUCUCAGGACUCACCAGCGCAUUCACACGGGCGAGAAACCAUAUCGCUGCUCGCAGUGUGGAAAACGUUUUACCCAUCAGAUGACACUUCGUCGACACCAGAGCAUACACACAGGCGAGAAGCCCUAUCACUGCUUAACAUGUGGAAAGAGUUUUAUUCAGAGUACUCAUCUUCAAAGACACCAGCGCGUUCACACGGGAGAAAAGCCCUAUCCCUGCUCACACUGUGGGAAGAGUUUUACCAACCAGAGUGAUCUCCAAGGACACCAGCGCAUUCACACCGGAGAGAAACCGUAUCGCUGCUCGCUGUGCGAGAAGAGUUUUACGCAACACGGUGCUCUUCAGCGACACCAGCGCAUUCAUACAGGAGAGAAACCAUAUCACUGCUCAGUGUGUGGAAAAAGUUUUACCCAGCUGAGCAAUCUCCAGACACACCAGCGCAUCCACACAGGAGAAAAGCUCUUUGACUGUUUACUUUGUGGGAAGAGGUUCACGACGCAGAGCUCUCUCCAGACCCACCAGCGCAUUCACACAGGAGAAAAGCCAUUCCAUUGCUCACAGUGCGGAAAGAGCUUUAGCCAACAAAGUGCUCUCCAAAAACACCAACGCACUCACACGGGCGAGAAGCCCUAUCACUGUUCUUACUGUGACAAGAGUUUCACUCACUUGAGUAAUCUCAAACGUCACCAGCGCAUCCACACCGGAGAGAAGCCAUAUUAUUGCUCAAAGUGUGGACGCAGCUUCGGUCAUUCCACUACAUAUAAGACACACAGUUGUCCUAACAGAGCCAACUGGACAGUUUACAUGAACUGUGGAUAUUUUGCUCCAUGUUCCAGAAUAAUGGUGACUUUGCCUCAUGAAACUCCGCCCGCACUCAGAGCACUGGUACCGUUUCUCUCCUGUGUGAAUGUGCUGGUGCUGUUGGAGCGCACGCUUCUGAGAAAAACUCCUCCCGCACUGCGGGCACUGAUACGGCUUUUCUCCCGUGUGAACGUGCUGGUGUUCUUGGAGAUUACACAGCUGCGUGAAACUCUUCCCGCACUGUGCGCAGUGAUACGGCUUCUCUCCUGUGUGAGUGUGCUGGUGCUGCUGGAGGUGAGACGGCUGCAUGAAGCUCUUACCGCACUGCGAGCAGAGGUACGGCUUCUCGCCGGUGUGAAUGCGCUGGUGCCGCUGGAGAGCGUGCUUUUGAGUGAAGCUCUUCUCGCACUGCACGCAGUGAAACGUCCUCUCUCCCGAGUGAAUGCUCUGGUGCCGCUGAAGAUUGAUCUGUUGGGUGAAGCUUUUGCCGCACUGCGGGCAGCGAUAAGGCUUCUCUCCCGUGUGAAUGCGCUGGUGCUGUUGAAGAUUGCUCUGUUGAGCGAAACUCUUCCCGCAGUAGGUGCUGUUCUGGAGAGAGCUAUAGGGACCACGUGUGAGACCAUGUGUGAGACCAUGUAUGAGUUCUCUCUCAUGUUCACUAUCGUGGCAACUUCUGAGGUGUUUGUGAAGCAUUGUGAUGAAUUGACAUCCGAUCCAGAAUACACACUUUGCACGCAUGUGAAUACAGAGGCCAUGUCGAGUGGAGAGACGUCUAUCCCCGUUGGUGACGUCAAUACUGUGGAUCGACAGAACGAAGAAGUCCAGAAGAUAACUGUAAAAAAUGAGGACGCUGAAGAUGAAGCCUACAUCUGUGCAGGGACGUCCAGCGCUGUGGGAGCCAUCAAUCCUGUGGAUCAACAGAACGAAGAAAUCCUGAAGAUAACAAUAAAAAAGGAAGAACCUGAGGAUGAAGACUACCUCUUUUGUGAGGUCUGCAAAUCCUUCUUCAUUAACCAGUGUGAGGUUCACGGUCCACCUCUCUUCAUCCCUGAUACUCCUGUCCCUAUUGGAGAUCCUGACCGGGCCAGACGAACCCUUCCACCUGGUCUAGAGGUUCGGGAGUCCAGUAUUCCCGAUGCAGGCCUGGGUGUGUUUAAUACGGGGGAGGCUAUACCAGUUGGCGCACACUUCGGACCCUAUCAGGGAGACCCGGUCGAGGGAGAGGAAGCCAUGAACAGUGGUUACUCCUGGGUGAUUUACAAGCCUGGACAGUGUGAGGAAUACAUCGAUAGCAAGGAUGAGAUGCGCUCUAACUGGAUGAGGUACGUAAAUUGUGCUUGUAAUGACGAAGAAAAUAAUUUGGUGGCGUUCCAGUAUCAGGGGGGGAUCCUCUACCGUUCUUGUCGAGCCAUCGAACCCAGACAGGAGCUCCUGGUGUGGUACGAGGAGGAGUACGCCAGAGACCUCGGCAUCACAUUCAACCACAUCUGGAGCAACAAGUGCCCAGGAAAAGGAAUGAAGUUCCAGGUGUUCUCCUGCUCCAUGUGUUCCCUUUCCUACACGUCUCAGAUCUUCUUCCACAAGCACCUCAGGAGACGCCACUACGGCGAAUACGAGAGACUCCUGAGGUCUGGAGAGAUCAAACAUGAGCCUCCGAUGACCAAAAGCAGCUCGUCUAGCCAACAGAUGAGCGCCGGUACCCAAAUCCAGCAGGUUCACGCCGGAGAGAAGUACGAGUGCUCGCACUGUGGUCGAAGCUUCACCAACAGGAGUCAUUACCAGCUCCACCAGCGCAUUCACACAGGAGAGAGGCCCUUUCACUGCACGGACUGCGGCAAGAGCUUCGCUCAGCACAGCAACCUUAAAGCGCACCAGCGCAUUCACACCGGGGAAAAGCCUCACCGGUGCGCGCACUGCGGGAAGAGUUUCACCCAUCUGAGUACUCUACACAGACACCAGCGCAUUCACACGGAAGAGAAGCACUACCGUUGCUCUCACUGCGGCAAGGGUUUCACUCAGCACAGCAACCUCAGGAUACACCAGCGCAUUCACACGGGAGAGAAGCCGUACCGGUGCACGCAGUGUGGCAAGGGUUUCACCAACCAGAGUCACCUUCAGGAGCACCUGCGCAUUCACACCGGCGUAAGGCCCUAUCGCUGCUCGCAGUGUGGGAAGAGCUUCACUCAGCACAGCAAUCUCAUCACGCACCAGCGCAUUCACACGGGGGAGAAGCCGUACCACUGCUCACAGUGCGGCAAGAGUUUCACCAAACAGAACUAUCUGAAGGAGCAUCAGUACAUUCACACCGGAGAGAAGCCGUAUCAGUGCGCGCAGUGCGGGGAGAGGUUCACGCAGAGCAGCAGUCUCCGACAGCACCAGCGCGUUCACACCGGGAAGAAGCUGUACUACUGCUCGCUGUGCGGGAGGAAUUUUACUCAUUUGAGUUCCCUCAAGAUACACGAGCGUAUCCACACCGGAGAGAAGCCGUAUCACUGCCCGCGGUGCCAACGCAACUUCACUCACCGGAGGACGUUCAAGACGCACAACUGCGAGGUCGGAACCAUCAGCUAGAGUUCCGCAGGCAUUAUUUUAUUUAGCAUUAGGCGGUGAUAACAGCGGUGGCUCAGGAAAGGUACUAGAGGGAGGAACGUUUACCACCAAGUUGCCCCUGUUGGGAGGAGUACCACCAAGUUGCCCCUGUUGGGAACCUAAACGACAAGUUUUUAGGAUGAGAUCCUUCGGAAUAGGAAGUCGCUUCUCUUUAACGCAUGAAUUUACACGUGGAUAAGAUGAGUGAGGGUCAAAACAGAGAAAGACCGUGCGUGUCCUUGGGGUAACCCCCUUACGAUUAUGAUCCCGGAGGCUGUGGCGGUGUCACCCUGCAUCGUCCUGAGUUUGUUAUCCAGUCGGAGAGAACAGAUAAUCAUGAAAGCGCUUUUUAGAAUAAACGUCGCCUCAAAGCCCCUUUACAGAAAUCCAGGUCCAAAAAUAGGCUUGGUGAAGCAUUUUCAUAUACAAAUAUAUUAUGAGUAUUGGUCUACGGUUUGAUCAGUUCAUGAUUUAUCACCGGUUAUCACUUACUUGAACCCUAGUCAGAUUGUGAGACUCGAAUAGGGGGAAGGUCUGUAAUAAAAAACCUUCUUAGUGACUGUAUUACCUGCCAGGGGUGGGAAGGUGGUUCAGCCACGGCCAGGCUCAGCCACUGCACUCCGGUUGUACAAAUCUCGACUGCAGAAUUCUGAUAGCGGGGACGGCGUUCGCGCUCUUACCUGAUUGUUGGAAGGACAGUGGUGGCCUAGUGGGUGUAGUCGGUAGAGCUUUGCGGCAUUGAUCAGAAUGUUGUGGGUUCAAAUCCCUAUUCUGCCGUCCAGCCUUUGAGGGUUGAGGACCUUGCUCAAGAGCCCAACAGUGACCUUACGAUUACUACUCCACCGUACCUUAACCGCUGGGCUACGACUGCACCAGUUCUGGUUCAAGAAUCAGAGUUCUUUUGGUCCAAAAGUGCUACGUUGGGCCCUUCACCCUCUCAGCUCCAGGGGCCGUGUACAAUGGCUGACCCUGCGCUCUGACCCCACUUUACAAGUGGAAUAUGUAGAAGAAACAUUAGAUUGUACUGUACAUGUGUAUAUGAUGUAUAUAUUACUAAUAAAGACGUUACAUCUG
Molecule: messenger RNA, 5595 nt
Organism: Trichomycterus rosablanca
Lineage: Eukaryota; Metazoa; Chordata; Actinopteri; Siluriformes; Trichomycteridae
Exons: 18
Coding region: 67-4503 (1478 amino acids)
Biological process (GO): regulation of transcription by RNA polymerase II
Molecular function (GO): DNA-binding transcription factor activity; histone methyltransferase activity; RNA polymerase II cis-regulatory region sequence-specific DNA binding
Source: RefSeq, a predicted model, not a curated record